Messenger RNA from Frankliniella occidentalis (western flower thrips), 2926 nucleotides. RefSeq lists its product as uncharacterized. The coding region runs from base 360 to 2867 and encodes 835 amino acids. The record is from RefSeq and is a predicted model, not a curated record. The transcript has 11 exons. NCBI's taxonomy places the organism in Eukaryota, Metazoa, Arthropoda, Insecta, Thysanoptera, Thripidae.
UUGUUUUUGUUUAUCCUGAUAACUUGUUUUGUUAUGACCUUUCAUAACCACAAUAAGAAGCAACAGAAACGUUCUUUCGUCAUAAUAUGCUUCAAUUUUGAAAGAUGAAAAGAUUUUAAGUUUAUUUCAACACGAAUGCUUGUAAGUUCGUUGUGUGUUUGUGUGAGAUUUUCACGCUUGCCUUUGAUGAUAACCUCGCAAAAGUAAGAGGUUAAGAAGUUCAGUGAAUAAGAUGUUUUGUUUAGGACUUUGUCAAUGCAUCUACGAAGUGAGAAUACUGCAACAUGAAGCUGAGCUGACUGAUUGCUAGAGAAAUCAACACACACAUUAAAAACAGUAGUGUUGCAAGAGGCCAUGCAAUGUCAUCUGAAAGAAUACAAUUCCCUACUGAGUUGCCGUCUUCUGAUUCUACUUGUCAUGUAGACGAUGUAUGUUCAACUUCAAGUCCUGCCCGCCAAAUUUCAUCAAUGGUGUCUGGUCUUAAUGAGCAGGAGUUUUCUUCUGCAUUGUUUCAUAAGGGUAAUGAUGAUACUCAGCCAAGAUCAAGGAGAAAGAAACGACCGUUUUCACCAGAACCUAUUGGAAACCCCAAAAGAAACAUCAAAAUUAAAGCAAAACUUAAAGGACCAACUAGAAUUUCGAAGAGCUCAAAUAACGAUUCGCAACCUAAAUCAUUUUCGUGUGACAAAUGUGGUGCCUUGAGUGUUGUUAACCCAUCUCGCAGUAGAAUGCCUCAGAAUCAAAUCAAAAAGAUUCAGACACCACGAAAAAAAGUUGACCCAGUGACAAACAGAAUAUUGAAUCUUUGUAAUGCUUGUGGGCUCGCGUUUUCUCGUCCUCCAAGGCUAGAGAAACCAAGUUCUAUUUCAAUUGAAGACCGAGAUGGGUACCUUGCUGAAGCUCAUGCAUUUGCAAAAUCCAUCGCUCAAAGAGUUGGAAGGCCAGCUUUUGAAAGACUGUUCUGUCCUACUUUUAAGAACAGACCUUGUGGGUGCAUACAGACAUUCAUAUCCCAUCAAGGGGAUGAUGUUGAAAGUACAUUAGAAAAUAGAGUUGAAAGUUUAUUACAACUUUUCAACACUGCCUGUGACCUGAAUCGUAGAAAAAAUUUAUUUCCCGAAUACCAAUUGUCAGAGCAGAAGAGUAAAGAAAAGAGUCUUUCAAAUUCUACAGAGUGCAAACAACGUCAGAAAGAUUAUGAACAUUUUGUCCUAAACACCAGACAGUUACUUCGUGAAAAAUUGCACUUAUGUGAAAGAGCAUGUCAGCGAAUUCUGUUGUAUUCGAAUAAUUUUCUUCACAAAAGAUUAAAAUCAACUCCAGAUCAGGGCUCGCGUAUAUCCAAACAGACUGGUCGCAGUUGUACAAGUCAGCUAACAUCAAUACAAGAGUUAGGGACAAAGUCCUGUUGUUUGGAUAACUGUUCCCGCCUGGCACUUACUCAUUCAGCCCUAUUAGAGGACUGGAGAAAGCAGGCUUCCUUAGGUCAGCGGCAAGCCAGGCGAGUUCUAGCAGAAAUGCUAACUCCCUCUGGAGGAACAAAAUCUAAUUGUUAUAAAUUUAUCACAAUGGUCACUGGUUGUGGACCAACCACUAUCAGCUCUGUUAGUCAUCAAAUGCGUAUCACCAAGGGCAACAGAGACCCACCUGAACAUGGUCUGAGAAAGUGGUAUAGAGAAAAUCCACGUAAACUAAACAAGCCCUCCACUCACAUACUCAACUCCAGUCUUGAGCAAUCUGAUGAAACUUGUCAUAUGUCUUCAAUGUUACAAAUCCCUUUGGAAGCAACAGAUCAACCUCAUGUAGAAGAUUCAAAAAAACAGCUAGAGCAGCAGAAACUAGAGCUUGAAGAAGCUAAGCGUCAAUUAUACUUGAAGCAGCAGGAGCUUGAGCGCUGCCAGCAAAUUAUUGAUCAACAUAUUCGCCUCGGAGCACCACCUGCUAAUACUCGCAACAGUGAUCCUCUUUGGAAGAUUAAUAUGUUAAAACAUUCAGAGAAGGGAGCAGAUAUGGACACUCAUUUGCUUAAUCUUCCAGCUGAAUCAAAUAUGACAAUGAUGUCAGAACUAUCUAAUGGGCAAACCGUCCAACUUAUAGAUUUGGUACCUGGAACAUAUAUUGCAGUCCCUUCAGAGUUUGACAGUUCAACCAUUCUUACAAUGUCAUCUGAACCCAAUGAAGGAGCGCCUACAACCGUUUCUUUAUCUACUAAUGCUCGAGAUCAGCAGGAAAUAAUUGUGCCACAUUGUUUAAAUUCCCUUGAACCUUUCCACAAAACCAACUCAAAUGUAGUUUACUCAGAUGAUUUACAGUCACUUUCAAACUCCACCCAAACUAAUCAGUUUAUAAUUCAGUCUGAAAAUGGUGUCCAAACCAUCUUCAACAUCUCGUCAUCUACAGAGGCAGUUGGAACAAUAGGAACAAUACUGAAAGAGGCAGAUUGUCAAAUUCAACCUAUAGAAAACUGUAACUCUGAAGGAUUUGUGUCAGCACCAACAGGUUGUUCAGAUAUGUUUUCCAGCUCUAAUGGAAAUUUGACAAGUAGUGGCCCAUCUGGUUUUCCGCAAAUAACCAUUGAUACAAAUUCAGCAUUGCAUGGUGUGAACCCGACAGAUGCAAGUCAUCCGACAUCAUGUCCAACAUCUGUCAUUACAUUAUCUGGAAAUUGUGAUGCAGCAAAGUUAGCAUUACAUAAUUCAACUGUUCUUCCUCCAGCAGUCUGCCCCUCAAUGUAUAAAACAGUAAAAGGCGGAAGCAUAGAGGUCUUUGACACGGCCAACUCCUUGAACAGUGUUAUUUUAUUAUCAUCAGAACAAUCACAGUCAACAACUAAUUCCUUAAAUUCCUUUGAACGUCUAUUUGAAUGAAGGAUUCUCCAAAAAGUGUGUAGGUUUAUGUGGAUGAUAAUAAAAUUAUAAUCCCUUGG